GAAUUGCACAUGAUAGUCAGAAGAGACUCGAUAUAUCCUACGUUAUCGGAAAGGUUUUCUUCAUGGACACACCCAAGAUUUACAACAAAGGAUCAGAUUGGAGGGAAAAUCAGUCCGAUUUAAGAGAAAACAACAUGACGGGCAAACUAAAUGUGGCUAGCUGUUACUGGUACAUCCAUUACGAAACUAAAACAAUCAGCUCCCUGGAGGUGCAGAAGAAGGAUCAACCACUGGCCUGUGACACAGAAGAAGAAAUCUUUAUCCGUUUCGUUGUAGUUGGGGAAGCCCAGGGCUCUGCGGAUGUGAUGUAUCUGGUAGUCUUAUCCCGAGGAGUCAUUGUAUGGCAAGGAUUCAAACAGGUUGAAGUCCAAGAUAAUUCAGUGACUGAGGGCGAGAUGUCCUUUAAGUUCAGAGUGUCCCCUGAGAUGUCCCCAGACGUCCAGGUUGUGGCUUACGCUGUCCUCCCCAGUGAGACGGUGAUCGCCCACAGUUCUGACUUCUCCACUGAGAAAUGCUUCAGGCACAAGGUGUCGCUGGAGUUUUCUCCGUCCUCAGCUGUCCCAGGAGAAGAAAACACCCUAAAGUUGACAGCCCAGCCGGACUCUCUGUGUGGUGUGAGCGCUAUCGACCAGAGCGUCCUCAUCAAGGAGCCCGGGAAAACUCUGGACGCAGAAAAGAUAUUUAAUCUGUUGCCAGUCAGAAAAUCUACCCAUAUUCCAUACUCAGCUGAAGACGCUUUAGAGUGCCUGACAGUAAGAUCAAAAAGAUCCAUUCUGCCUUACCGCUCAUGGCGUGCCGAAGAUGAUGCUUACAACGUUUUGCAGAAUGUUGGGUUGAAGAUGGUAACCAAUUUGUUUAUUCGGACGCCAUCGUGCCUCAUCUAUAGAGGAGAACAAUACCACCGGGGCUAUGGAUACAGAGUUUAUUACUCUAUGGCGAGUCCUCUUGUGCCGGACAACAUCUUGGGUGGUUCAUUUAGUCCUGUCAAUGAGGAGUCUUCAGUUAUAGAGACAGUCCGCAGUUUUUUCCCUGAGACUUGGAUCUGGGACCUUGUGAAAGUUGGAGAGUCUGGGACAAAGGAUGUGCCCCUCACUGUUCCUGACACCAUCACCACCUGGGAGACAGAGGCUUAUUGUUUGUCCCCUCAGGGUUUCGGUUUAGCUCCUCGUAAAGAGCUCACUGUCUUCCAGCCUUUCUUCCUGGAGCUCAGCCUGCCUUACUCCAUCAUCCGAGGCGAGAACUUUGAGCUGAAGGUGACCGUCUUCAACUACCUGUCCAGCUGCAUCAUGGUCACUGUGACUCCAGCCCCCUCCUUGGAUUACACCCUCACCCCCCUCUCUGGUGACCAGUACACAUCCUGUUUGUGUGGCAACGAGCGCAAGACCCUCAGCUGGAUCAUGGAUCCCACAGCUUUAGGGGUUGUGAACGUGUCUGUGACCGCUGAGGCUGUGGCGUCUCACGCUUCAUGUGACAAUGAGAUAGUGAGCGUGCCAGAGAGAGGUCGUGUCGACGUGGUCACAAAAUCCCUCAUUGUAAAGGCUGAAGGAACCGAGGUGAUCAAGACCCACAACUGGCUGCUCUGUCCCAAAGAUGAGACUUUGACAGAGGAAGUAGAGAUAUCGCUCCCUGAGAAUGUGAUUGAUGGAUCUGCCCGUGCUCUUGUUUCAGUCCUGGGUGACAUCCUGGGCCGAGCUCUGAAGAACCUGGACGGUCUGCUGCAGAUGCCGUAUGGAUGCGGCGAGCAGAACAUGGCGCUUCUGGCCCCGAACAUCUACAUCCUCCAAUACCUAAAGAACACGCAGCAGCUGACCCCGGCCAUCAUGGAGAAGGCGGGCAACUUCCUGACCAGUGGCUACCAGAGACAGCUGAACUACAAGCAUAGGGGAGGAGCUUACAGCACAUUUGGAAGCGGAUCAGGGAACACUUGGCUGACGGCUUUCGUGCUGAGAUCCUUCGCCAAAGCACGGUCUUUCGUCUUCAUUGACCCAAAAAAUAUUGCAGAGUCAAAGUCUUGGCUGGUUCGCAGACAACAUGAAAAUGGUUCUUUCCAACAGUCGGGGAAACUCUUCAACAACAGAAUGAAGGGCGGCGUCUCUGAUGAAGUGACUCUCAGUGCGUACAUCACUGCUGCCUUCUUGGAGAUGAACUCAUCCAGUAAUGAUCCUGUGGUGAAAAGCAGCCUGUCCUGCCUCAGGGAGUCCAUCAGUGACCUCAGCAACACCUACGCCACCGCUCUGCUGGCGUACGUCUUCACCCUGGCAGGUGACAUGGAGACCCGUGCUCACCUUCUGAGACACCUUGACACAGUUGCAAUUCAAAAAGGAGGUUACCUCCACUGGUCUCAGACCGCUGCAGACACCUCGUCCUCUCUGUCUGUGGAGAUCAGCUCUUAUGUGCUGCUGGCCAAACUCAGCGUCUCUUCUCCUACUGCUGAAGACCUGGGAUACUCCACCCGCAUCGUCAGAUGGCUGACCACUAAGCAGAACUAUUAUGGAGGCUUCUCCUCCACACAGGACACAGUGGUAGCUCUGCAGGCUUUGGCUCUCUACUCCACCCUGGUGUUCAGUCCAGGAGGUUCCAGCACGGUGGCGGUCCAGUCUCCCAGCAUGCAGCUGGUCUUUGACGUGAACCAGGACAACAAGCUGCUCUACCAGGAGCAGGUGCUGAUGGGCGGGGCCGGAAAGUACAGCCUGCAGGUGAAGGGUUCGGCGUGUGCUUCAGCGCAGAUUUCUCUUCACUACAACAUCCCAACUCCUACUGAUGUCAGCACAUUGAUGGUGGACGUCCAACCAGAAGCUGACUGUGCCAGCGCCUCUAACAGACGCAGGCUUUCCCUGAAAUUCAAGAGCUUAUACAGUGGAGAGGAGAGCACCACAAACAUGGUGAUCCUGGAUAUCAAAAUGCUCUCUGGAUUUGUCCCAGACCCAGAGUCUUUGAAGAAGCUCAAACGUGCCGAGCUGGUGGAUCGUGUGGAAGAGAAGAAAGAUCAUGUUAUGGUUUACUUUAAGGAGUUGCAGAAAGACAUCCCCAUCAAUCAUGAAUUAAGGCUCAUACAGGAGCUCCCAGUGCAGAACCUGAAGCCAGCUGUGGUCAAGAUCUACGACUACUACCAGCCAAGUGACCAGGCUGAGACUCAGUACAUCUACCCUUGCAUUGCAGCCUGAACACUGAUGUUGUCUCGAUGCUCCCAGUAAGAUUCUAAAUAAACCUCCAUUUUAUUCCAAC
This is a messenger RNA of Labrus bergylta (ballan wrasse), 3225 nucleotides long. The record is from RefSeq and is a predicted model, not a curated record. NCBI's taxonomy places the organism in Eukaryota, Metazoa, Chordata, Actinopteri, Labriformes, Labridae.